UUCUGCCUGGGCCGCCGGCGCUGGGGGGCUGCACCCGGCUACCGCGGUGGGUCAUCCGGCCGCGGGCCCGCGAGGCUGUCGGGGAUGGAAGAGGGCCGUGCGGAGAGGCGACGGAGGACGGAAGCUCCUUCGCACACACAGGGCGGCCCUAGGAGGGCUGGCGUCAUGACCGACGUCCACCGGCGGUUCCUGCAGUUGCUGAUGACUCACGGCGUGCUGGAGGAGGGGGACGUUCGGCGGCUGCAGAACCACUGCUAUCGGGUCCAUGACCGCUCUGCCGCCGUGGAGGAGCUGGAGGACUUUAUCAACAACAUCAACAGUGUCUUGGAGUCCCUGUAUAUCGAGAUCAAGAAGGGCGCCACCGAGGACGACGGGAGACCGGUUUACGCGCUGGUGAAUCUGGCAACGACCUCUGUUUCCAAAAUGGCCUCAGACUUCGCAGAGAACGAGCUGGAUCUGUUCAGAAAGGCCUUGGAACUGAUUAUUGACUCAGAAACGGGCUUUGCAUCUUCCACAAAUAUUUUGAACCUGGUUGACCAACUUAAAGGCAAGAAGAUGAGGAAGAAGGAGGCGGAGCAGGUGCUGCAGAAGUUCGUGCAGAACAAAUGGCUGAUUGAGAAGGAAGGAGAGUUCACGCUGCACAGCCGGGCCAUCCUGGAGAUGGAGCAGUACAUCCGGGAGACGUACCCUGACGCCGUGAAGAUCUGCAACAUCUGCCACAGCCUCCUCAUCCAGGGUCAAAGCUGCGAGACGUGUGGGAUUAGAAUGCACCUACCUUGCGUGGCGAAGUAUUUCCAGUCCAAUUCCGAGCCGCGCUGCCCCCACUGUAAUGACUACUGGCCCCACGAGAUACCAGAAGUCUUCGACCCUGAGAAGGAGCGGGAGGCUGGGACGUCCAGGGCCACCAAGAGGUCCCUGCGGUCCCGGCAGCACUAGCUGCUGCGCUCUGGGGACUGCAGAAGAGCUGGUUUGCGAGAGAAGCGGCGUGUCCAACCCCCCUGCUUAGUGUUCACGUGUGAGCAGGUUUGGAAUAAAGUCACUAAGGGUC
Neogale vison (American mink) is the source of this 1048-nucleotide messenger RNA. RefSeq names its product NSE1 homolog, SMC5-SMC6 complex component (gene NSMCE1). Gene Ontology annotation, cellular component: Smc5-Smc6 complex; nucleus. NCBI's taxonomy places the organism in Eukaryota, Metazoa, Chordata, Mammalia, Carnivora, Mustelidae. The transcript has 8 exons. The coding region runs from base 85 to 936 and encodes 283 amino acids. Gene Ontology annotation, biological process: DNA damage tolerance; double-strand break repair via homologous recombination. Gene Ontology annotation, molecular function: ubiquitin-protein transferase activity. The record is from RefSeq and is a predicted model, not a curated record.